ACGCCGGCGCCCCGCGGCCGCAGGGGCUGCCGGGAGCGCGCUGGGCCGCCAUGCUGCUCUUCUGUCCCGGCUGCGGGAACGGGCUGAUCGUGGAGGAGGGACAGCGCUGCCACCGCUUCGCCUGCAACACCUGCCCCUACGUGCACAACAUCACGCGCAAGGUCACCAACCGGAAGUACCCGAAGCUGAAAGAAGUGGACGAUGUGCUCGGCGGCGCGGCGGCUUGGGAGAACGUGGACUCCACCGCAGAGUCAUGUCCUAAAUGCGAACAUCCUCGUGCCUAUUUCAUGCAGCUUCAGACUCGCUCUGCAGACGAGCCAAUGACCACCUUCUACAAGUGCUGCAAUGCUCAGUGUGGACACCGCUGGAGGGACUAGGGCCAGGAUCCAGCUGUGUCAUUGUCUGCCUACCUUGUUCCCUAGGGUCGAUUCACAGCCAGGAGUGUGAACUGUUUGUCCUGAACCGUCUCUGCUGAUGUGGCCAAAAGCUAACCCUUUCACGGGAGCUGGUCAGGGUACCAGCCCAUCUGGCAGUCAGCGGAUGAGCUCAUUUAUAUCCAGGGGGAUUGUGUGUGCAGGGAAGGGUAUCCAUAAGUAAGUGUGUUCUUUUUAAUAUACUGCUUGUGGAUCUUGUAGGUAUAUUGGCUAAUUGACAUCUUUUCACCAUUAUCCUUCUUAAAUAUGCACUCCGAUUGCACAACUAAUAAAGUAAAAUGUCAUAAUGUAGGACAUUAGAUAUAUCUAAGUAUUUAACUUAAUUGUAAACUUAUCACUAUCUUUUCUGAAUAUUUAAUUAAAAUGGAAAAUCUAA
Molecule: messenger RNA, 810 nt
Organism: Nyctereutes procyonoides (raccoon dog)
Lineage: Eukaryota; Metazoa; Chordata; Mammalia; Carnivora; Canidae
Gene: POLR3K
Product: RNA polymerase III subunit K
Exons: 3
Coding region: 51-377 (108 amino acids)
Biological process (GO): termination of RNA polymerase III transcription; DNA-templated transcription
Cellular component (GO): RNA polymerase III complex
Molecular function (GO): zinc ion binding; nucleic acid binding; DNA-directed RNA polymerase activity
Source: RefSeq, a predicted model, not a curated record